UGUAUAUAGUGACUGCAAUAGUCAGUAGUUAUCUAGUCCCACUUCUCUGACUGCGAUCUUCACGUGGCCUGUUCUAUCUAAUUACAUACUAUUAAUUCUUCUGACACAAUUAUUUCCCUUCUCAGAGAGAAAAUCUUGGUUUCGUACUUUACCUUUCUGUUCUCUGCUUUUCUUGUGUGCCAAUGGAAAGUAGUAAGAAGCAAGUGGGUUCAUCAUUUUCUGCAGAUAUUUUUGAUUCCACCAUAGAAUCUACUCAGCCAUCCAAUUCCACCGGGAUUUUCUCUUCACUUUUUCCACCACCAUCUAAGGUUAUGGGAAGGAAAGCUUCAGCAUCUGAACUUUUGCAAUCUCUGGAGAAGCAGUCGUCUGGUUGUAGGGAAUGGAACAAACCACCUCCAGCUGAUGUGACGAAAGAUAGAGAAGGUGCAGGGCAUUGCACAUCCAGUAAGGAACGCGAAUCACUUUUUCAGAAUAGAGUGGAACCAUGUCCGCUAAGUUCUUCUCUCUUCUAUGGUGGUCAAGAGGACAUGUACGUCAAGUCAUCCGAUGCUCAAAAAAUGUACAAGAAGGAAGGAGGAGAAUAUGAUUCUGGUGGAAACAACCAAUAUAGUGCUUCUAGAGGGAAUUGGUGGGAAGGGUCACUUUAUUACUAGAACCUGACCACGGAGCCCCAAAGACAUGUGAAUUCCCAUAUAUUUAGUAGAGGAGUUCCUGAAUUCUUGGGAGCAGGUUUAUUUAGUCUUGUUGAAGACGACUACUACGGCCAUGUGUUGACAGACUCCAAGUUUUUAUUCUGGGUUCUCUUGAUGGUUAUUUGAACCCUAUAUGACAUGGACCUUUUUACUCUUUUUGGCUCAGUGCCUUACAAAGCAGGGAUUUUGGGAACUAUUUUAACAUCUUUAACUCUUUUAACACUGCAUAUGCAAUUGAACUAUGUAAAAUUCUGAAUAAGUUCUUGGCAAGACUUGCAUGGGCAUAUAGAAUUGAAUUAAGAACCUGUAUCAAUCAGACAGGUUUUGUACCUAAAAAUGAUCAUCAUAUCUUCUGAUUAUUUUUCAUUAUUUGAAAGCUUGAGAUGCAAAGUAUAAUUCAUUUCA
Nicotiana tabacum (common tobacco) is the source of this 1097-nucleotide messenger RNA. NCBI's taxonomy places the organism in Eukaryota, Viridiplantae, Streptophyta, Magnoliopsida, Solanales, Solanaceae. The record is from RefSeq and is a predicted model, not a curated record.